Molecule: messenger RNA, 5867 nt
Organism: Sesamum indicum (sesame)
Lineage: Eukaryota; Viridiplantae; Streptophyta; Magnoliopsida; Lamiales; Pedaliaceae
Source: RefSeq, a predicted model, not a curated record
AUCGAAGAACCCAUAAAUCCUAUAAAAAAAGUCGCCGUACUUCAUCUCCGGCGCCUCUAUGGAUUUGCGGUUUCCUUUUUCACCGGCAGAGGUUGCCAAAGUCCGGGUUGUACAGUUUGGGAUUAUCAGCCCGGAUGAGAUCAGGCAAAUGUCGGUAGUGCAUAUAGAGCACGGCGAGACGAUGGAGAGAGGUAAGCCGAAGAUCGGAAUGUAAAUCUGCGGUCUGAGUGACCUGCGACUGGGAACGAUUGGUAAGAAGAUGAAAUGCGAGACUUGUAUGUCUAACAUGGCUGAGUGUCCCGGUCACUUUGGUCAUCUCGAGCUCGCUAAACCCAUGUUUCACAUUGGAUUCAUGAAGGUUGUGCUCAGUAUUCUCCGCUCUGUUUGCUUCAAUUGUUCGAAGAUUUUGGCUGAUGAGGACGACCCAAAGUUCAAGCAAGCUAUGAGAAUACGAAACCCUAAAAAUAGACUUAGAAAGAUAUUAGAUGCCUGCAAAAACAAAUCCAAAUGUGAUGGAGGUGAUGAGAUUGAUGUGCGAGGUCAAGAACCUGAUGAACCCGUGAAGAAGAGCAGGGGUGGAUGUGGUGCUCAGCAACCGAAAAUUUCUAUUGAUGGAAUGAAGAUGGUUGCUGAAUACAAGAUUCAAAAGAAAAAAAACGAUGACCAGGACCAGAUGCCUGAACCUGUUGAGCGAAAACAACUGCUCUCUGCAGAGAAGGUUCUUAGCAUUCUGAAGAGAAUAACAGAUGAAGAUUGUCAAUUGUUGGGUUUGAACCCAAAAUAUGCUCGUCCUGACUGGAUGAUUCUUCAAGUUCUUCCAAUUCCGCCUCCUCCUGUUAGACCUUCUGUAAUGAUGGAUACUUCUUCAAGGAGUGAGGAUGAUUUAACUCAUCAACUGGCAAUGAUUAUCCGGCACAAUGAGAAUUUGAAGUUGCAGGAGCGGAAUGGGGCUCCUGCACACAUCAUCUCUGAGUUUGCGCAAUUGUUGCAGUUCCAUGUUGCCACAUACUUUGACAAUGAAUUACCAGGACAACCAAGGGCUACCCAAAGAUCUGGGAGACCAAUCAAAUCAAUAUGCAGCAGGCUUAAGGCAAAAGAAGGUCGGAUUAGAGGUAAUUUGAUGGGAAAGAGAGUAGAUUUUUCAGCACGGACUGUGAUUACACCUGAUCCAACCAUCAAUAUUGAUCAACUGGGUGUUCCUUGGAGUAUUGCCCUAAAUCUCACAUAUCCAGAAACCGUAACUCCAUAUAAUAUCGAGAGGUUGAAAGAACUUGUGGAACAUGGACCUCAUCCUCCUCCUGGCAAAACUGGUGCUAAAUAUAUAAUUAGGGAUGACGGACAGAGGCUUGAUCUUCGGUAUUUGAAGAAAAGCAGUGACCAACAUCUGGAACUAGGUUAUAAGGUGGAGCGUCACUUAAAUGAUGGAGACUUCGUCCUGUUUAACAGGCAACCAAGUCUCCAUAAAAUGUCUAUAAUGGGGCAUAGGAUCAAGAUUAUGCCUUACUCCACCUUCCGUUUGAAUUUGUCUGUUACCUCGCCCUACAAUGCUGACUUCGACGGGGAUGAAAUGAACAUGCAUGUUCCCCAGUCAUUUGAAACUAGAGCUGAAGUUAUGGAACUGAUGUUGGUCCCGAAAUGUAUAGUGUCACCUCAAUCAAAUCGACCUGUAAUGGGUAUAGUGCAGGAUACACUUUUAGGAUGCCGCAAAAUCACCAAAAGAGAUACAUUUAUCGAAAAGGAUGUUUUCAUGAACAUUCUGAUGUGGUGGGAAGAUUUUGAUGGCAAAGUACCUGCUCCAACAAUUCUGAAACCUAGGCCUCUUUGGACGGGAAAACAAGUUUUUAAUUUAAUUAUACCGAAACAGAUAAAUCUGUUGAGGUAUUCAGCUUGGCAUCAAGAAACUGAAAAAGGAUAUAUAACUCCUGGGGAUACUCAAGUACGGAUAGAAAAAGGGGAUUUGCUUUCUGGCACUCUAUGCAAGAAGGCACUUGGGACAUCCACUGGAAGUCUCAUACAUGUUAUAUGGGAAGAGGUUGGUCCAGAUGCAGCUCGCAAAUUUUUGGGACAUACACAAUGGCUCGUAAAUUAUUGGCUUUUGCAGAAUGCUUUUAGCAUGGGAAUUGGUGAUACAAUUGCUGAUGCUGCAACAAUGGAGAAGAUUAAUGAAACUAUUUCAAAUGCAAAGAAUCAGGUGAAAGAACUUAUUAGGGCUGCUCAAGAGAAACAAUUGGAAGCUGAACCUGGUCGAACAAUGAUGGAAUCGUUUGAGAACAGAGUGAAUCAGGUGUUGAAUAAAGCGCGUGAUGAUGCUGGAAGCAGUGCACAGAAGAGUUUGUCAGAAAGCAACAACCUGAAGGCUAUGGUUACUGCAGGAUCUAAGGGAAGUUUUAUCAAUAUCUCUCAGAUGACUGCAUGUGUGGGGCAACAGAAUGUUGAAGGCAAACGAAUUCCUUUUGGAUUCGUAGAUCGUACACUACCACACUUCACCAAGGAUGAUUUUGGUCCAGAGAGUCGUGGGUUUGUGGAGAACUCAUAUCUUCGGGGAUUGACUCCUCAAGAGUUCUUCUUCCAUGCCAUGGGUGGGAGAGAAGGUCUUAUAGAUACUGCAGUGAAAACUUCUGAGACUGGAUAUAUUCAGAGGCGACUAGUGAAGGCUAUGGAGGAUAUCAUGGUUAAAUAUGAUGGAACUGUUAGGAAUUCCUUAGGUGAUGUAAUUCAGUUUCUCUAUGGGGAAGAUGGAAUGGAUGCUGUUUGGAUCGAAUCACAACCUCUGGAAUCACUGAAGCUAAAGAAAUCGGAUUUCAAUGACAUGUACAAGUACGAGAUUGAUAGUACAAACUGGAAUCCUAGUUAUAUGUUGCCUGAAGCUGUAGAAGAUCUAAAAACAAUUCGCGAAAUCCGCAGUGUGUUUGAUGCAGAGGUUCAGAAACUUGAAGCUGACAGGUAUCAACUUGGGACAGAGAUUGCAACAACAGGUGACAACUCUUGGCCCCUUCCUGUUAAUAUUAAGAGGCUUGUAUUGAACGCCCAAAAAACCUUUAAAGUUGAUUUCCGAAGGCCUUCUGAUAUGCAUCCAAUGGAGAUUGUGGAAGCUGUUGAUAAGUUACAAGAACGGCUUAAGGUGGUCGUUGGUGAUGAUUAUUUGAGUAUGGAAGCCCAAAAAAAUGCUACUCUUUUCUUCAAUAUAUUGCUUCGCAGUGCCUUAGCAAGUAAGAGGGUUCUGAAGGAGUAUAGACUUACUCGUGAAGCAUUUGACUGGGUUAUCGGAGAGAUAGAAUCCCGGUUUCUACAGUCACUUGUUGCAGCCGGGGAGAUGAUAGGAUGCGUUGCUGCACAAUCUAUUGGUGAGCCUGCUACACAAAUGACUCUUAAUACAUUCCACUACGCUGGUGUGAGUGCCAAGAAUGUUACUUUAGGUGUACCAAGGUUAAGGGAGAUUAUUAAUGUUGCUAAGAAAAUUAAAACACCCUCUCUCUCUGUAUAUUUAAGGCCUGAUGUGAGUAAAACCAAGGAGAGGGCUAAAAAUGUUCAGUGCGCUUUAGAAUAUACAACUUUACGGAGUGUGACACAAGCCACAGAGGUAUGGUAUGAUCCAGAUCCCAUGAGCACUAUUAUUGAAGAAGAUGUUGAAUUUGUGAAGUCAUAUUAUGAGAUGCCUGAUGAAGAGAUUGACCCCCACAAGAUCUCUCCUUGGUUGCUUCGCGUAGAGUUAAAUCGAGAAAUGAUGGUGGAUAAGAAGCUUAGCAUGGCAGAUAUUGCAGAGAAGAUUAAUCUUGAAUUUGAGGAUGAUUUGACGUGCAUAUUUAAUGAUGAUAAUGCUGAGAAGUUGAUCCUUCGUAUACGUAUCAUGAACGAUGAAGCCCCUAAAGGUGAAUUGCAGGAUGAAUCGGCUGAGGAUGAUGUGUUCCUCAAAAAGGUUGAGAGUAACAUGCUCACGGAAAUGGCACUUCGAGGCAUACCAGAUAUCAAUAAGGUGUUCAUAAAAAACGGUAAGGUGAAUAAGUUUGAUGAAAAUGAGGGAUUUAAGGCAGAGAAUGAGUGGAUGUUAGACACAGAAGGUGUUAAUCUUUUAGCUGUCGCGUGCCAUGAAGACGUGGAUUCUAGGAGGACAACAAGCAAUCACUUGAUUGAAGUUAUUGAAGUUCUGGGAAUUGAGGCAGUUCGUAAAGCUUUGCUAGAUGAGUUGCGUGUUGUUAUAUCUUUCGAUGGGUCCUAUGUGAACUAUCGACAUUUGGCAAUAUUGUGCGAUACCAUGACAUAUCGUGGUCACUUAAUGGCCAUCACUCGUCAUGGCAUUAAUCGCAAUGAUACUGGCCCCAUGAUGAGAUGCUCUUUUGAAGAAACAGUGGACAUUCUGCUUGAUGCUGCUGUCUUUGCAGAAAUGGAUUGCCUCAGGGGUGUCACCGAAAAUAUUAUGUUAGGUCAACUUGCACCUAUUGGCACAGGAGACUGUGGCUUGCUUUUGAAUGAAGAGAUGUUAAAGCAAGCUAUUGAGAUACCAUUGCCUAGUUAUAUGGAAGGUGGACUUGAAUUUGGCAUGACUCCUGGCCGCUCACCUGUCACGGGAACUCCGUACCAUGAUGGCAUGAUGUCGCCAAGUUAUUUGUUGAGCCCAAAUCUUCGGUUAUCUCCCGUUUCAGAUGCUCAAUUUUCUCCUUAUGUUGGUGGAAUGGCCUUUUCGCCUACAUCAUCUCCAGGGUACAGCCCAUCGUCUCCUGGAUACAGCCCGUCAUCUCCAGGAUAUAGUCCUACCUCCCCAGGUUACAGCCCAACUUCCCCUGGUUAUAGUCCAACAUCCCCAACCUAUAGUCCUAGUUCUCCUGGUUAUAGCCCAACAAGCCCUGCAUAUUCUCCCACCAGUCCAUCUUAUUCGCCUACUUCCCCUACCUACAGCCCAACGUCUCCUAGCUAUAGCCCAACAUCUCCAAGUUACAGUCCUACAUCCCCUAGCUAUAGCCCUACCUCUCCUGCUUACAGCCCUACCUCUCCUGCUUAUAGCCCAACAUCUCCUGCUUACAGCCCAACUUCUCCCUCUUACAGCCCAACUUCACCCUCGUACAGUCCAACCUCUCCAUCUUACAGCCCAACUUCACCAUCCUAUAGCCCUACCUCGCCAUCUUACAGCCCAACUUCUCCUUCGUAUAGCCCAACCUCUCCUGCCUAUAGCCCCACUUCACCUGGUUAUAGCCCCACCUCACCGAGUUACAGUCCUACCUCACCAAGUUACAGUCCUACAUCUCCAAGUUACAACCCUUCAGCAAGGUACAGCCCUUCUCUAGCAUAUUCACCUACAAGUCCAAAGAUCACACCGUCAAGUCCAUACAGUCCCUCAUCUCCAAGUUACAGCCCAACUUCACCAUCGUAUUCUCCAACAUCUCCGUCAUAUUCUCCGUCUAGUCCAAAUUAUAGCCCAACCAGUCCGUAUAAUUCUGGUGCUAGCCCAGAUCCUCCUAGCUCUCCUCAGUACAGCCCGAGUGUUGGAUACUCUCCUAGUGCGCCAGGGUACUCCCCAUCUUCGACUGGUCAAUACAGUCCUGGAACGAACGAAAGAGAUGAUAAGAGUAUUAAGGAUGAGAAGAGCAACCGGUAAUAAUGGUCAUCAAAAGCAUUUUAGAAGAGAAACUGAAUAAAUGAUACAUGAAGAGCAAGAUCAGUGCCAUUCUGGUAUUCAUAUUUAAGUUGGGAUGAAUGAUCCACAUUUGGUGUUGAUGGAUUUGAGGUUGUAGAGCACAAGGGCUAACUAUUCUAAAAUCUUGGAUUGGAUUAUGAUCCUAUGUUAAUGUAUCUAUAAAUGAUUGAAGUAACAUAUGUUCUGCUCGAAAUUUAAUGAAUAUCAAUAGUAUCUUUGAGUAUGAAAUGUUUGGGUA